CUGCUCUUUAUCAUUCAAUGAAAAUGAAAGGAUGUUCAAGAAACGAAAAGGGAGAAUACUUAAUUGCCAUUCUGCCGUCUUUCUAAUCUCAUUCUUGCUUAAGAAUUAAAUAAGUAAAGAUAAAAAUAUUAUCCUGACAUCACUGGCAUCAGACCUGGAGGGAUGUGUUGAGAAGGUGAUGUCUGUCUGUGCAAGUGUGAGUGAAAUUUCACAGCCUCCCGUGAGUAGACGACGAUAUUCAAUGCUAAAUCAACUAAUACUACUACAAACUACAUCAGAAUCUAAGCAGUUGAAUUAAUAUUGUAGAUAUAUGUAAUAAUCUAUAAAGAACAUUUGCAAGCAAUUAACUUUCCCGCCUCUACACGUAAAAAUAAUUCCACAAGAUGUCGCCAACAUUCAGAUAAGAGGAAAGGCUGUCCGGUGUCUGGUGUGUCUAAUAUACUUUUGUGCCUGCUUUUCUAUACCAUUUUCUUCUGUUCUUUCAGUACUACAUUACAAACCUAUUUGUAUUCCUAUCCACCAUCAUGUAUUACCUUAUUCUUCAAAUCCCAAAAGACAGCAAUAUAGCCUGUUGAACGUUUGUGUCUGUGGAAAGCGAACUGAAGUGUGGUCACUCCAUUGAGUCUGGACGAGGGCGGCGCUCUCCUCAACACUUCACUGAGGGGAGCACACGAAACGUGGACACUGGGGAACGGACUGAUGAUGGAGAGACAUUUACCUUCUCGGUCUUUAGAAAGCCCGUUCUUUUAACCCUUCAGUGUCCUCUUCUGGAGAGGAAGAGCUGUCAUGGGAGACGCGCGGCACUUCACGCGCAUCUGGAUUGAUGGGGAGCCGCGAAACUUCGCAGCGGGAGGAGAACAUCACGAGCACGCGUGUCCAGCGCGCUAGAACGAUGGAACGCGGACGCGAUACACUGUAACAAAGACUCCCAUUAGGGACCAUUACAGACCAGUCUAUGCCAUGAGGAGUCAGAAGUCCCGUGGUCAGACAUCAGCCACACCUUCCCGCCAACGCUUGCCACGUUUCAGUCUUCACUCCAGAAGAAAGAAGGAAGGUGUAAUCCAGGGAAAACUGCGUAUCCGUUCCAUGCCGGGUGCCUUUCUGGUGCUUGGGGUGGUGGUUGUUGUUGUUGGCACUGCGCUUGCCGUGGCAGGCUACUGGCCGUACAGGGCCCAUCGAUCAUCAGUGGACACGACAGAGGAAGGAUCCUCUGGAAGUGCAUCAGGAUGGGGAUUAGGGUCCAAAGGACUGUUUUCAGCGGCAAGUUUGGUUCAUAGUGAAAGGAUGAAACUACUUGGACCUGUCAUUAUGGGAGUGGGACUCUUCAUACUUAUUUGUGCCAAUACAGUACUCUAUGAGAAUCGGGACAGGGAAACUCAAAUGCUUCUGGCGCAGAUGCGGAGCGUCAUUUGCUCUGUUUCUGCAGCCGUGCCUUCGGCAGACCUCUUGCAGGUGAACUCUCUUGCCAGGCACUACCAAUGGGUCAGCAGUUUACCUGCAGCCCACCUGAAUAUCCUCUGCCUCCAAGAAAUGUCCAGUUCAGAGCCUCUACUACAAGUGAAGAGCAUGGAUGAGGAGGACAGCGUUCAGCAGCAAGAUACAGUGCACACUGAGGUUCUUCAUCAUCAGGACUCUUCCUCCACACCCUCGAUCCACUCCUCCAACUCUUGCAACGACAGCAAAGAGGUUUUUUGCACAGAGGAACGGGGGACCAACUCUCCACUGGAUCUGCGGCAAGAAAGUCACUUUGGACUGAGCAACUGUAUGACCGCAUCCUCUAUGUCCACUCUGGGUGGGGAGGACUUGGAGAUCUUCUCCAUCCCAUCCAGACGCUCCUACAGCAUGAGCCACAGGACUAAACCAUAUAUACUGCCCAGGGAUCUGGUGUAUUCAGAGGACAAGCCUGUGUCUUCUAUGGGUCACUAUAGACUGCUUCCAAGGCAGUCCAGCUCAGAGGUGUAUGUGAACAUGGUUGGAGCUGCCGUUACAAGCCUUGACGUUAUACCUGUAGAAGAGCAGAGACACCGCAGCUGGCCUCGACUAGAUCUCGGAAGCGCCAGGAAGUAUCUCAAGCUGGAGAACAAAGAGGACUCUGUGGAGAAGUUACUGGAACAGCUUGAGCAGCAAUGCUUGCAGUUUAACAAAAGCUAUGGCUCAGGCCCCUUCCAGUGAGCCGAGGUUUAAUCAUUACUUCAAGGUUAAUGGCUUGCCAGAUCCCAUGGUAAUAAGAAGGAGCCUUAUAUAGUGAUAUAGACUUGGAAUAACCCAACCUACAAAUGGGCACAAGUUUCCAGUGGAUACUGUUUGCACAGUUUCUGGAAUCCCUCGAGGUCAACUAAUUUGCUAAUUUCCAAGACCUAGCCAUUUAUCUCACUUGACUAGUUUUGUAACUAGCUUGUUUUGGGGAUUUAAUUAGCUUUUGUAACUAGCUUGUUUGGAGACUUGAUGGAAUGGAAAUAUAAACACACAUCCUGAAGGAAGCUAGGGAUGGAGAUAUUUUACACUCAUGGGAAUGUGCUAAACAGCUUGUGAUGUCAUAGAUGAUUGGAUGGAUUCCAAUUGGAGGGAUCCGUUUGUUAUUGUUGCUAAAGCCCUACUUGUUACUAGGACACAGCAAGUGAAAUUUCUUAAUCUACGAGGUAGAAUAAACAAAGACCUCGGCAGUGACUAGAUUCAAAGUAAACACAUUUAUGACGUCUGAAUUCAGGUCAGCCAAAAGCAUGGCUCUGGUUUUGAUAGUUCUGAAGGCCAAAACAUAAAUAAAUGGAGAAUUUCUGGUUAUUUGACCCAUAAAUGGAUUCAAACUGCGUGUCUACUAUUGGAGUGUCCAUUAGAGUUCACUUGUAUGGUUAAAGUAAUGCAACCUCAGUUGCAGUGUCUGUUAAUAUUUCGUCUAACGUUUCCUUGAGUAUCUGUUCUUCUUGUGUUUCACCUUUCUUCCGUCUCUGCCUGCCGGCAGUAAAACAGAAGCAUUGACAAUGAGGGCACAGUGCCCUCUUGGCUUCAUUAACUAAGGUGAUCAGUCUUUUUGCAUGCACUAAUGCGGGUACAUAAUUGAUUUCCCUUUAAAGGGUGGAGCUGGAGCGAUCCCCUCUUUGCAAUGCGAAUGUGUAACUUCACUCUGUUUACAAAAAUAAGGCAGUCACCCAUCUCUGUUUCGUCUGUGUAGCCUGUUUUGGUGUUAUUUGCUGUGGGUUCUCAAUGUAUACUGAGCAAUAUCCACAGACUAACUGACCAAUCAGUGAUCAGAACCUUUACGCCACCUUUGGACUGAAUCCCAUGCCUGUGUUGCAAAUAAAAGGCAAAACAAAACCACUUUAAAUGUAAGUGAUUGUUUGCUGUCCGUGAUUUUACGUUAAUGCAAGGUAGCAUCAGAGGGUCAAGGUGUGGCAUGUUAGCCUCUGCAUUUUACCUCCUGCUGGUAGAUGCUGUAUCAAAAAUCUUCUUUCUCUGUCAAUGGACAAUCAUAUGCAACAUAUAAAUCAAAUUUUUUAGCAGGGACAGUUUUUAGUUCUUAUAUACAGUGAUCUAUCAUAUGACAUUUUCAGCUCAGACUGUCUCAUAAAAAAGAUUCUGAAAUUGAGUAUAUAUGAAAGGUGACAGUAUACUGGUUAGAAAAUAUCUUUUAGAAUGACAUUCAAUAUCUAACAAAAACAAUAACAUUAUUGUAAUAUUUGCAUAUUGCAUUGUGAUUGGUCUUCUGUCUUAAAUCUAUUUGCAUACUGACUGAUUGUUCUUUUUUUUUUCUUUUAACCAUCCAUAGUCACUAGAGGAGUAGAGUUGUGUGUUGUGCACAGACAACAAAUAUCAAGGCACAUAUAAUUUAAUUUGCUUGAUGCAGUAUUUUAUUUACUUUAGCCAAAGCCUAAAAACUAAAUUUAUCAGGAGGUAACUGUACUAUUUUAACUGAUCAAAUUCAAUUAAGUUCUAUAAUAAUUCAUAAUUAAAGGAAAGAAAGCAUUUGUUUUCUCAGAAAAAGCAAAACAUCUGGACAGGAAUCCCUGUUGUUUAAAGGUGCAGAGAGGCGUAAUGGAGCAGAACUCUUUGUUCUUUGUUAGAUGUGUAUGUGUAAGGAUUAUGAAUGUUUGAUGUUACGGCCUUAAAAGCAAGGUCUGAUUCAGCGAUGAUGGAUGAAAGCAGUGUGAAAGAGGUUUGCUUUCCAAGGUGCUUUUAUUGAUAUUAGGCUACUCAGACAUUCUAUAUUUUUUUUCUACCCAAGUUUAAGAAAUUAAUUCAGCUUAAACUUGUACAAACUCCCUUUAAACUUUUCAACAUUCUAUAGCCUACAAAUUUCAGAUUAAAGUCUAAAAAUCUCCUUUUUGUUAGAACUGAAUUUGCAUAAUGAAUUAUGAUUGAUCUUUUUCUUCUUACGUCUAUUUACAGUCUUCACUAAAUGUUACUAUCAAUCUUUCUCUCCCUGUUUCUUAUUUGGGUUUACAACAUUUCUAAAUAUCAUGUCGGUUCUUUAUUUGCUGCUUUUCCAUCAGGAAAUGCAAAUCUUAUUUUUUGCAAAUCUUAUAUGUUGUUGCUUUUACUGAUAAGGACAAUGGAAGAAUAAAACUCAAAUUCAUAUCAUAAGCCUCAAUGUAUGAUAAAUGUCUAGGGAGCACACAAUGUUUUCAAAGUGUAAAAAAUACAGCUUCCGACCGAUCUCCAUUACUUUUGAAUUACUCUUACAAAAUCUCUUAAAUAGCUCUGCUCCUAAAUACUAGAAUAUGGAAAUAAUUACCACAGUAACAAAAAACUGUUGUUCUUUUUUUCAUUUUUUCUGUUGUUUCCCAGGGCAAAUGCCUAAGGAUUCUUAAACCAAGAUACAUUUACUUAAGAAGCAAAAUGACACAAGAAGUCUUGUUUUCUGUGAAAAAUCAAUAUAAUGCAAAGGGGAAAAGUGUUUUUCAUACCCAUUGACAAAAUUGGUUAUUUUUAUGCAUAAACUUUGUUAAUUUUGUUCAUUUUCUUAGAAAAGCAAGACUUUAUAUCUUCAUUUUGCAGUCUCAAGUAAAUGUAUCUUGCUUUAAGGAUGUUUAGAUAUUUGUAUUGGAAAACAAAUCUAAAUAUACUCAGGAAGAUAUUAAUUUUUUGCAGUGCAUGCAACAUUUAAUGCCAUGACUUUAUGAAUUUAAUACUUUCUGCUUUGAUUCAAGAUCUUUUUAAAGUCUAAAUGAAGACUUUGUAAGAGCAGCAGAAACCUUAUUUAUUUGGCACAGCUGAUUUUGAUUGCUUCAUUAGUAGAGUCUCUGACCUGCACUCAGUGUGUCACAUAACUUAAAUUAUGAGUCCCACUCUAUUUCAGUUAUCCUGCCAGCAACCAUUAUUACUUAUACAAUUGAGUUCCUGUAGCUCUACUGGUAGAGCAUGGCACUGGCCACGGUUUCUUUCUAAAGGAAACACACACUAAAUGACAUGACAUUUCGAGCCGUGCCCUGCAGUGUGACAUGCUACACUUCAUCUCAAACCAUUGUACAUGCUUGAACUGUUUUUUAUUCUCAGCUGUUGCUCAGACAAGUUUCACAGAACAUGGAAUGAACUGGAGAUUUCUGUAUACAGCACAAUUUUCAGUAUGUUCAGCAUAAAAAAAUUAUUUAAUUUUUACACAGCCUUUAAUGAAGUGUGACUUGCAAAGUAUUUUUUAAUCUUUUCCUUUCUUGAAGCGAUUUCUAAAUUAAGCAGCAACAUGAAACUGAAAAAAAGAAAAAAGAAAUCAGAAUCAGGGUUAUCACUUUUCACAGACAAUAUGGUAAUGUUACUAGCAACACCGUUAUUGAUAUGUAAAUUAAUAAAUGUUGUGUUAUUAAUAUGAAUUUACCUUGAAGGAAAAGGUAGAUGUUCUUAAAUGAUUUUCCACACAUUCAUUUGACACAUAGUUUACUUCCCAAAUAUAAUCUAGUGAUUAAUCUAAAGAUCCUAGAAAAGGAUGAAAAUACAACUUGUAUCCUCUCUGUGAAAUUUUAUCUUGACACACAGUGAGACACACACACACACACACACACACACACACACACACAAUGAUUAUUGGAGUAUGUUUUACAAAAAAUAAUGAUAAUAUUUCAGUUUUUCUACUUUAAAUUCAUAUUUAAUUCAAUGUGUUACUUGCUGUCUCUGUGUAAUUUAUUUUAACUGAGUUAAAACAGUUUUAAAGAAAAUUCUACACCAACCUUUUUUCAUGUAAAUCUAUUCAAACAAUCAGGACUUAUGACUUACAAAAGUAUGAUAAUUUGGCAGAUCACAAUAACUUGUGUUAUUAUGCAUGCAGCUUUUAUUAUUAAAGAAUAUAGAAUAUCACUAGAAUAUUAGAGAAUGUUACAGAAACUUGUAUGUUUCCAUCCUUACAAAAAAACAUGCAAAAUUGGUACAAAACUUCAUCUGUAUUAAAUCAAUGUUUCAUAAUUAAUGAUAGUCCUUUAACCUAAAUAUUUACCAAAAUAUUGGCAGGUUUGGCUCAGUAAGCUUCUGUAAUGGAAGAGGAAGGAGGGAGGGGAAGAGAAAUUCCCCUGCUGUAAUUAUCCUCAGCAGUGUUUUUGUCAGGGGCCAACCCUUAUUAGUUUUUAUGGCUCCUUCCGGGCAGGUAUGCAGUCUCUCGUGAUCUCUUCUCAUUUAAUUGGUCAUUUACAAGAUGGCUUCUGGGAUUCUAACAGCUUGUAAAGCUAGCAGUUAAGACCCAGGCAUUUUUUCACCAAAAAUUCAAAGAGGAAGAGUUGUAUGUAUGUGGAGAUGAAGCAGAGUAGAGGACUAAAGCACAGAACUGUUAUUUGUGUCUGUGUAAAUUUGAAUAUGAUGGUUCAGGCAAAUGGCAAUGCUUCCCAGUUGGCACUAUAUACAGCUACUGUGUCAACUGGAUGAAAAUAUUCUAUACUGCUAUAUCACUGUAUAUAUAUGUGCAUAUAUCAGAGGGCAGGACUGCUUUAUCUUACAACAUAGAAACAUUAAGCCAUGUGAAAAUACAGAGCGUGUCCCAAACAAGAUGAUGAUAAACAGUGUGACUAUUUGACACAAUGCAAAGUGAAGUUUGGUUAUUGUUUCUCAUUACUGAGCAACUUUGUAAUUUGCUUUAAUAUUCUGAUGCAGUAAAAUGUUGUUUAUUUAUGUUGUUAAUUUGGAUUUUGGCUAUACCACCCACUCCUAGCUGCCUAUGUUAUCUUACUUAUGCUGUCUUUUUCAACAAUUGUGCCGCCAUUAAUUUGGCAGAUUUGUUGAGAUUUAUGGCAGUCUUGGAACAUGGUCUUCAUCUCAGAUAAAUUGGCAUGGCAAUGUAGCUUGUGCUUUACCAGAUACAUUCUCCUCUGGCGCAGGGUAAUUAGCUACCCUCAGCAUCUGCAGUACAUUAAAAAAAGGUUUAGUAAAAGCUUGCACGGUUUCAGAGGUCCUCUCUGCACUUUUAACAUGUGACAGAAAUGCGUUAAAAACAACACCUCUCUGCUUUAAACGCAGAGUUUGGGAAACACAGUCUGCCGUUUACCCAGAGAACUGCAGGUCACAGUAUUUUUAAAGUGGAAUAUAGUUUUGAACAAUACGUCAUGUAACUCAGCACUUAGGGUUAAAACAUGCUUUUUGAGUUGGUUUAUAUGUGUGUGUUCAGUAUGUUAGCAGGAGGGUCGUAUAAACGGCCUGGGUGUAAUUGUUUUUUACUGCUGCAGGUCCCAGAGGCACAGUCUCCUUGGCUUGUGUGCGGCCAGUCAAUGGGAUCCAGGUUUGAUUCAGAACUAUUUCAUGUUUUGGCGAGUUAGUAUGAUGCAUGCUGGUUAAAAACCUGUCUGAGUGUCUGAUGUCAUGCAAAAACUCUGCGACCAGUUGCAAAAACCAUGCGUAGUUGCUCUCUCUGAAGGUACGAUGGGAAACGGCUUGAUGACGACGAACACAGCUUAAUGUUCAUUGGUUUAAACAACCGUGAUGAAUUGUUGUCUUCUAAAAUGUUUAUAUUGUACGUCCUUGUGUGUAAAUUAUGUCUGAAUAUUCUAAAAUACUUUGACAGUGCGAUCUCUCUAUGGGAUAUGUCAUAUUUUCUAAAAAUGAAUGGAAAACUUGUUUUUCAGUUGGAAUUAAAUAACAAGUACUUUUGA
Molecule: messenger RNA, 8057 nt
Organism: Cyprinus carpio (common carp)
Lineage: Eukaryota; Metazoa; Chordata; Actinopteri; Cypriniformes; Cyprinidae
Product: transmembrane protein 200A-like
Source: RefSeq, a predicted model, not a curated record